AUGGACCCCCAUAUAACCCUACGGCACACAGGUCGGUUUAUCAAAGCGGUAUUCUGUACCAGUCUGCUGUUUGUGCUGGCUCAUAUCUGCUUCCAGACAGUGCUAUACACCUACCCUCCUCUCAACAUCGCCAUAGGUGAUAACUGUUCACAAUGGGACACCAUAACCAGACAUAUAGGACUGUCCAGGCUUCCCCUGGAUGAUCCUUGGAGUGUGUUACGCCUUCUGUGUCCUGACCUGGGUGUGUGUAUGGUUGCCUUGGUAACAGUCAUCCUCUGCAGCAGACUGGUCAGGAACAGAGAGAUGGUGGCUGCUGCCAACAUUACAUCGCUAGAAGGUGAUCCAACAGACAAAACCACAGAUGAUGAGGAGGAGGAGGAAGAGGAAGAGGAGGAAGAGGUAUCAGGAGAUGAAGAUGAAGAAGAGAGGUCAUUAACUGGUGAACCUGACGAGGAGGUUUCCACAGCAACCAGAGCCAAGCAGCUGGCUGAGCGUCUGAAGGCCACAGCCCGGAAAGUUCUGCGGGACCUGGGGAGAAUCUUGGCCGUCAGCCUGCUGGCGUUGGCUGGCAUCACACUGCCCUCUGCCUUCUCGGCCAUCUACUUCCUGCUCUUCAUCGGCGUGUGCACAUGGUGGGCAUGCCACCUUCCCAUGAGUUCCCUGGGUUUCAAUGCACUGUGUGUGAUGGUGGGCUUCUUCACUUCUGGUCACAUGGUUUGUCUGUACUUGUACCAGAGUCUGCUGGCCCAGGCCCUGUUUCCCCCACACAGUCUGUGGGCCAGGUAAGACGAUAGAUGCAAAAGGUAUA
This is a messenger RNA of Micropterus salmoides (largemouth bass), 808 nucleotides long. Its product is annotated as piezo-type mechanosensitive ion channel component 1-like. Bases 1 to 786 code for a protein of 261 amino acids. The transcript has 5 exons. The record is from RefSeq and is a predicted model, not a curated record. Lineage: Eukaryota; Metazoa; Chordata; Actinopteri; Centrarchiformes; Centrarchidae.